AUGUCCGUGCACACAGCAAACGCACCUGCAGACUCGGAUGGGAUUUUCAUCGGAACCAGUGCCAUCGCAAAUCUCAUUCUGCGUCUUGUUCAACUCUGGGAAUCAUUGACUUCAGAUACCAAUCUUACUGUUACCGUCAAGAUGCCCUCAACAUUAGAGAAGGCUCGCAAGCACAUUGCGAAGAAGCGCAAUGGCCAUGACCUAGCCCUUCAUGAGUUUUCCAGAGACUCCAAGCGUCUUCACAAGGCCUCGAUCAGAGACCAAAGGCUAGGAAAGCUCCACGCCUCAAAGAACAAGAAGGAGCAGCCCAUGAUCGACCGUGCCUCCUUUUUCCAAAAGGCAAUUCAGGAGAAGGGAUCCGAACCCCUCGACUUGGCCGCCGUUCAGGAGCUCAUCAGCAAGUUUGUGCACCAGUACGAUGAGGAGUACGCCGAGGUUAAGAAGACCCGCCGUGCCGGCCGCCCUGCAAGUGCCAAGGAAGACUUGCUCAAGCUGAGAAUCUCCAACCUUGAAGAAGAGUACAAGAUCGGAUUCUACCUUCCUGACCUCACAACGUCGUCCAACAUCAUCCAACUCGACCGCUGGGAGGGUUCAUGGGCUUACCUCACCAACCUCGCCUGGGUCAAGAUCACGAGUGACGGGAACGUCAGACCAUCCAGCUUCCCUCCCAGGGCCUUGACGCAGCAUCAUCGAUUACACCGGGAGAAAGGAUGGGGGAUUAACCGUCAGCUCCAAUUUCUGUAUCCGGCUCCUCGCACUGUAUCGGAGUUCUUGUUUGGCCAACAGACAAAUUUCUCCGGUUACAUACAGCAACCACCACGCAUAGCCAAAUCACUGGCUCGUCAGCGUCUGAGCCAUGAUUCUCCUGUGCCGUUACACAAAGGGGGAUUCGGCAAAGGGGCCCCAAACGUGGAGAGCAUGUGGGUUCAUAGGAAUCGCGCGCCAUACCGAUGGUUCUUCGGAGGGGGGUUGCGAAAGAGGCGGGCGGCAGAGAUCGAAGCAGCGUCAUAUGAAGAGCCAACGUGGCGGUUUUUGUAUGAAACAGUCACUUCCGAAACUUUGGUGUCGUCUGUCCAUGCCCGACUGGCCAAGGAGGUCCAGAUCAUGCAUCUUAUCUGCCCCAAGCCUCCUAGACCAGGCCAUUGGGACCACCUUCUUCCCUUCGAGUUCCAAGUGCUACAUUACACCGCCGGUCUACUCCUCUGCGAGGCUUUCGACGGUAACACGCCUGCAGAGUCUUGUGGACGGGAUGGACCCAUCUACUCUACUCGAUCCAAGGCUGUUCUCACAAUGGUGAGAUGCUGUGAACAGAACAGCGUCUGA
Messenger RNA from Colletotrichum lupini, 1323 nucleotides. RefSeq lists its product as uncharacterized. The transcript is spliced from 11 exons. Gene Ontology annotation, cellular component: nucleus. The record is from RefSeq and is a predicted model, not a curated record. Bases 1 to 1323 code for a protein of 440 amino acids. NCBI's taxonomy places the organism in Eukaryota, Fungi, Ascomycota, Sordariomycetes, Glomerellales, Glomerellaceae.